UAGUAAGUAAGGAAACAGGGGACAAGGGGAGAGGGAACCGAGGACAUCACUUUGCUCAGUGGAUGUUUUUGUUGGGGAAUGAGUGCGUGUGUUUGCAGUGUAAACGUUUUUCAUGGAAAGAGUACGAUAGCGAGAAAUGCCAUUGAAUGUUUUAUUGGGAAUCUAUAUAUAUAUACCAAGAUAAGUCAUGUUAGUGCACCCUUUGCAUUAAGAACUUGUACAACAUGAUGAGUUCUGGUUAAACAAGACGCGACUUUGUAGUCAGCUAAGGACUUUCAUUGCCCCUCCAGGGUUCGACUCAUGCCACCACGUUCACAUCCUUGCUUGCAAGAUGAGCAUGUGCCGUUGGUGCACGUCAUUGGGUGACGAUGUUGCAAAACUGCUCCAGAGGUACUGUGCUGGGUCUUGGUUAACAGAGGAUGAGGAGGCAGUCAACGAGGAGAAGGCACUCAACGAUGACCUCGAUAAGUGCCUGGAGUGUGUGGUAGCGUACCAUCGGGCGAAGGAGGAGUUGCCUGGGCUGCACCGGAGGCUAUGGGAGUUGGAGACGUCCAGGCUCCUGGACUUCUUUUCUCAUGCAGCAAAAGACGCACAGCCGGCUAAGGACCUCAGCUAUAUAGAAGAGGAUGGCCGGGAAAUCGGAGUGUCAAACAUCAGCCCCGCAGUGUACGAGGACUGUCUUGGGGUUCCCCUGUCAGAGGUCCUCAAAUACCCCUACCUACUGGCAUCCCCUGAAUUGAGUGAAAUGUGUGUUGAGGCAAUUUGUAAGAUGGAGGAAUAUAACUCCUUCCGGGUGUGUUCUAAAGAUCCAGGGAUCUACCUCCUCCUCGUCCACCCCAACGAGACGGUUAGGCGGUGGGCAAUUGGUGCUGCAAGGUCCUUAGGGAAGGUGGACCGAGACGACUUUUAUGACCUUCAGGACAUCUUCUCCUGCAUGUUCAACAUUGUCGACAUGGAUACUUCCUAUGAUCCGACGACUAAGAUGACCUUGCUACAACCGCAUCUUUACGAUUCCAAAAAUGCCAAAAACUACUGGUUGGGUAUCUGUAUGCUUCUGACACAGCUGGAUGCCCAGGCUAUGGACUCCCUGUUCCUGGGUCCAGACAAACAGGCCAACAUACUGCUCUGUAUCCUUAAUGCCUUGAAGGAUGAAGAACCAUCCAACGAGAUGGAUCCCUUCUGGCCAGUCUUGCAAUGUUUUAUGGUGAUCUUGGAUUGUUUGGGCUCCAGGUUUUGGGGUCAGAUUGAGCCAUCCCAAGCCUUCCAGGCCAUCACACAAAGCCCUAGCUACUCUGCAGAGCUCGAGAGCAUCAGACAACAAACCAUGAUAUCACGUGUUAAAACGGAAACUACAUAUGAUGAUGACAUGGUGACCUGCAGUCAGAUGGUAUAUGACAGUAACACCAAAGUGAGCAAGGGAAGCAAACGCUCACGUGGUGUGGAUAGCAAUGUGGUCUAUGAGGAUAUGAGUUCUUUGGUCAACCUCCUGCAUUCAGAAGUGGGACAGGCAUUGCGUGUGCACGACAGCACAUUUCUCUGGUUCAUCCCCUUUGUGAAAUCUGUUAUGGACCUUGACGAACACAGCGUCCUAUACAUUACUGAGGUUGUCCACUACCUAUGUGGGGAGAUCAGCACAGACCUCCCGAAGCCCCAGGUUCGCAUAUGUGACAAGGUCACAGAGUUCUUCACUCUUAUUCUGGUCCAUAUCAUCGAAUUGCACCUGGGGAUUGGCCGCAUGAAUAUGCUCUAUUACUGCGCUCCCAAGUGGGUGGGCGUGUUGGUGAAAUGUGCCAACCUGCCUGGUGACGCUUUCGUCCAUACCUCGGAAGGUCCAGUUUCUCACUCGGUGUCUUCCACAUCCUCCUUGAGGGUCAGUGUGCCCCGAAAGGCCUCUACUAGCAGGGCUGUUCCACAGGCAUGCAUGCAUAUCAUCCGGUCCCUGCUGAAGGAAGGGACCAGGCUGAACCCCAACAGCAAGUGCCACCACUUCCUGAACCAUCUGAACAAGCACCUCAGAGAAGGGCAACAGAGGGAUUGGAAGCUGAUUAGGCCGGAGAUUCAAGAGCUUCAGAUCUGUCUGAAGGACUAUGUCAAGAUGAUGAUGAACAGGCCAACCAUAAGUACUUCUCCACCUGAACCGCUGGCCAUUGAGGCAGGGCCUGUGGCACCAACCACACCACCACUUCAGUCAAGCAAGGACCCCUCGGGACCUAGCAGCUUAGCUGAAUUCAACCCUCCUAUAAAACGGGAAGGGUUGUGGGAUGAUGUCGAAGGCAGUACAUCUGGUGGUGGGGAUUCUAAAGGAGUUCAGAGGGGGUGGGACAUAGACCUAGCGUUGCUGAAAAAGGAGCCCCUAAACCCCGACGAGGAGUUUGUCGAGCCGACUAAUGAUUCUAGACCAACCCAAGACAACUUAACUUCCUUGAGGGCAGAUCCAGAGAAAAUACAGGUGAUCAAAUCCAGACUCGGCCAGCUUAUGACCAAGAAAUCCAAGUCUGAGAGAGCAAGGCCCUCUGUAGGGCUCAGUGAAUUCGGUAAAGAGAAACCUGAAAAUCUGUUGACCAGCCGUAGAGAGGAGGCAUCCAACCUCCACGGCAUUAGCAGACACCCUCCAUGCCUCCAAGAAUCCAUGGACAAUGUGCCCCUCUCUGUUUUAAAAAGUAAUCUUCAAGGAAAAGAAGCCUCCAAAUCCUCACGAGAUCGGAGUAAAGGAAACUCGAGACAAUUUGACCGACCACAAUCCCCACCAAAGUUAACUUCAGAUGUAAUUGUUAUAUCUGAUGAUGAGGCUACAUUAGAUGUUGGUAGAGCAAGAAGGACUGAGUGUUUUUCUGAGACCUCCCAAAUAAAAAAUGAACCAGAUGCCUCUGACCAGAAUCCUAGUCCCUGUCGUGAUUACAAUGGAGACAUGAGUGAAUCUCAGGUGUUUGAAUUUGAAACACAGGAAGAUAUGGCCUCUGCCUUGUCCAAUAGAGAUUCGGAAAGUAACAUGCCACCCGAAAAGCCCAAAGAAGAUAGCCCUGUCAGUCCAACUUCAAGAGAGCCUUUAUCAAGCUGGGAAUGUGAUACACAACCGAUCUAUGACGAGGAUAUCCAAAGAGCCUGUCAGCAGGUUGAGAAGGAGCUUGAGAAGCCUAAGACCCUACCUCAAGGGCUCAAAAGGGCCACUGUUGUCAAAAAAAGAAAUCUUCUUGUUGAUGCAAAACCAUUGGCCUCCAAGUGCCUGAGCAAGAAACCUACCGUGGUCGAAAAACAAAUCAAAGAGCCUGUGAAGGAUGCUCCCCAUGCAGUUACACCACCAUUGAGAAAAAGCAGUUCAACGGUACGUUCAAAGAGACUGGAACCUGAGACACACUCUUCCUUAACCACAUCAGCCAUCUCACACAAAACGUCAUUAACUCCAGCCAUUGUCCCUCCUAAAAGAGUCAGAAAAGCCACAGAGCCUGUGUCCACAGUUGAGAAGCUUGGCCUUAAGAAGAAGGUGCGAAAGGCCUUUGAUCUCUCCCAGGGAUCACGUGAUUCUGUUGGUGCGCUGAGGCGCCACGGCGCUACCGUCAAUGUCCCACGGGCCAAGAAGCCUACCCGACAGACCAAAAGGUCAAAGAUUACCUUCCCUCAGAGAGUAGUCAAAGGGAGUAGCAGGCAGAGCAAGCGGGCAUCUGGAGCAGGAAUCUCUGCAAAAGCAGAGCCAAUGAAGAGACAUCCGAAAAAGAUUGACGAGAAUCGAAGACCCAGUUUUGUUACCGAGGAUGAUGAAGACGAGGACCUGCAAUGUUCCCAACUAGAUCCUGCCCGUCAUGAGGAACAGCUGGCGGUCAAUCGCAGCUCUCAACGAGCCAAUGAGAACAAACCAGCAUCCUCUAAUACAGUGAGUAGUGUGUUGUCCAACAUGGACAGGCAGAUCUCUCCAUACUUUCAAAGGAAUGAUGUCACACCUAGACCUUCUGGUCAAGUCCCCAAAAGCAAUGGAGGUGAAGAUUUUGAUGCAGACUGGAUGUACCUUACCCAAAUGGAGCCAACUGAAAUGGAGAUGUGCUCGCAGAUGGAGGAGGAAGACGAGUUCUUCUACACACAGCGGGACCCUUUAGACAUGGACAUUGACAAAGACCGCCAGAUGCCCUUUGAGGAAAAGGGAGGGUCUUCAGAAUGGACAUGGCCUAAACAGGCAGAUGAAGUGCAAGGGGCUCCACUUGCACCACAGACUUUUAAGACACCGGCUACUCCUUCACGCUCUAGCUUGACUCCGGACGAUGAUCGCUUGUUCCUGAAACGAGGAAUGUCCCCUAUGUCGGUUAAAAAGGCCAAGCCGUCCACCACCAAGAUCUACGCGACCUCAAGCUCCAGGAGUGCCUCCUUGGUGCAAGAGAUGGAGAGGACCGCCAAUGCUCAAUUUUCGGCUUCUUCUGCCCCUGCUGGAAGAGUUAGGCCUGCCCGGCCAGUUGUGCCUGCACAAAGACAAUGCGUACGACAACCUCCUCAUCUAGAGGUUGGUCAGUCUCUUCCUCUGAAUCAACUCUUAUACAAACCCAUCGCAGCACAACUUCCACCGAAACAUCCCCCAUCCAGACCCGAACAUAACCUCCCCCGUCCACCUUGCCUCCGCCCUAUCCAGCACAGCAACAUAGGUUCCACCCCCCAGCCCUUCACCUCCAAGACCUACACCAGGCCCGACGCCCCUUUCCGAAGUCAGAUGCCCAACCCAGAGGUUGGCUUCAGAUUUGACACCAACUACCUAAUUCAACACAUCCUGAAAUGGACCUUUGAUAUGUUCCGUAACUACAAGCAGUUUGGUAUACCCUCUGAGGUAUGUGAGUUACCGUUGAAAAAAGUAGGCUUCAGCUUCAGCUCUUAUGAUGAAUACUACAAGACCUUUUACCCCCUGCUUCUCACCAACACUUUUGAGGAGCUCGCAGGUGAAUGGCUAAAGAACAAGGAAUUAGGAAAGGUGGUAACUCAGAAUUUAAAAGUUGUCGCAAAUGAAGACAGCCACAGUGUUUGGAAUGUUAGUUUUACAGCGAGCAUUACUGCCAGUGAUGACUCCCGUCAGAUGUACCCUAGGGAGGAUGACCUGGUCAUUCUGUGGCUGCCCCAGAAUAGAGGUGCUUACUCAUGGCAUGAGCAGGGCUUCUUGGAUCUUCAAGAACAAUUUGGCUAUGUGCAGAGAUCCAAUGUCUGCAACGGAGGCGUGGGCCAGUGCCCAACUCUGAACCUGAUGAUAAAGACCCUGGGCAAUGUGACGUUGGCGAACAAGCAGGCAGUGCGCUGUGAUGUGGUGGGCUCCCUGGUCAGCACCUUGAGGGAGUUCAAGGCAAUCUGUCUGCUCAAUGGCAGCUCUAUGCUCAAGCCCCUCCUGGCCCCACAGGUCUCCUACUUCCAACCUGGCCCGGAGGUCAUCCCCAGCCUCAACCUGCCUGAUUACAACCUAGACCAGGUGAGGGCGGUGAGAACCGGUUUGUCCGUCAUCAGGAACCAGCAACUCACCCCAAAAAUCUGCCUUAUACACGGACCCCCAGGAACGGGAAAGAGCAAAACCAUCGUGGGCCUGCUGCAAAAGCUGUUCUCUGAGGGAGUACAGAGCAUGGCUAAACCCCGCCGCAUGAGGGUCCUCCUGUGUGCCCCGUCCAACGCCGCCAUCGACAACCUGAUGAAGAAGAUUAUCCUGGUCUUCAAGGAGAAGUGCAAGAACAUCAGGGGUAACUGUGGGGACAUCAAUCUGGUGAGGCUUGGGAACGAAAGGACCAUCUCCAAGAAUUUAAAACCUUUUAGCCUGGACAGUCAGGUGAAAAACAAAACACAAAAGGCACUGAUGUCACAGGACUCAGACAUCCACCGGCGCAGAGCGCAGCUGGACGAGAGCAUAGACAAGAUCUCCAAGAUGUUGCAAAAACUGCAAAAGAAAGAGGAAAUGUACCAUGAGCUGGCAGCGCAGAAGUCCAGACUGCUCCAAGAGAGACAGACACUCAGCUACCAACUCAAACAAUCUCGCAGUAGGAAGCAGGAGACCCAGGCCCAGGUACUGCAGGAUGCCCAUGUGGUCUGCUGCACCUUGAGCACCAGCGGCAGCACCGUCCUGGAGUCGGCGUUCCGGCGCCUGGGACACAAGCCCUUUAGCUGCGUCAUUGUGGACGAGGCAGGGCAGGCCACCGAGACGGAGACUCUCAUCCCUAUGCUCUACCAGUGUAACGCCCUCAUCCUGGUGGGAGACCCCCAUCAGCUGCCCCCCUACGGUUAUCUCCCAGAAAGCGAAGGAGUUGAAGUACGGCCAGAGAACAAGAAGCCCAGCCCUGUGGUCUUCCUUAGCUGCCAGUACCGCAUGCACCAAAUCUGCGAGUUCCCCUCCAAGCACAUCUACCGCAAGGCCCUUAAAACUGACAGUGAAACUGCAGAGAGGAGGGGGAACUUUGGCUGGCCUCUCCAGCCCUACCGUGUGUUUGACGUGACCGACGGUCAGGAGGUCAAGGAGGGAGCGUCGUUCAGCAACCUGAAAGAGGUGCAGCUAGUCGUGUUCCUGCUGAGGCUGAUAGCUGAGAAGCAUCAGGUCAAGGUGGGGGUCAUCACGCCCUACAAUGCCCAGAAGGACCGCAUCAGCCGCGAGUUGGCCAAGGUGGUCAACAAGAACCUCACGGUGGACGUUGACACUGUGGAAGGCUUCCAGGGCCGAGAGAUGGACUGUGUCAUUGUCUCCUGCGUCAGGGCGAGCCACGAGCAGGGCGGCAUCGGAUUCCUGGGAAAUCGCCAGAGGUUGAAUGUGACCAUCAUCACCCGGGCCAGGUUUAGCCUGUUCAUUCUGGGCCAUCUACGGACACUCCAGGAAAACCAAGACUGGGGCGCGCUCAUCAAGGAUGCCGCUACACGAGACGUCAUUAUAUCAACAAAUGAGAUGACCUUCAAGACCGACGCCAGGAAGAUCUUCAAGCAGGAGCUGACCAGGAGCUUGUCUUACCCCCUCGGAGAACCAGGCCCUCCCCCUGCUGCCCCCUGUCCCACCGCUGAUCCCCCCAGGCCUGCUCCCUUCCAGCUACGCCGCUCUUCUGAGCCAGCCCUGUUCGCCCAGGGCAGGGACUCCCCCCAGCAGCCCAGCUCGGCAUCCCCUCCCCAUGACGCUGACAGGCCCAGAUACCCCCGUCUGGUAGUCCAGGCCCCCCAGCAUAGAGCAGACUGGAAUCUACAUGCUGAAGGAAUCAGGGACCCACGAGCGGAGGGCUACAGAGACUCCCGGGUGGAAAACCUGAGAGAUCUGCGAGCUGAGAGGGAUCCACGAGGACGCAACAGCCCAGAUCAGCGUCACUCAACUGGGUACCAAAACCAGAGAUGGGCUGUCAGGGAGAGGGACAGAGAGCAACACCGUUCACCAAUCACCGCGCCCUACCCAGGUGAUGGAGUACACAGACCACCGAGGGACCCCAGACAGAGAGACUGUAAUCGCUACAGUGCUACAACCUCCUUCAACCACCACACACACACUCACCCCCAGAAACGAGACCCAGACCCCCGAUGGAUCCCUCCCACCCACUCCAAGAGGGGGAAAGAGAGGACUGACCACUGACUCUGUUUGGUUUGUUUUUUAUUGGUGUACUUUCUGAUAAGUUCAGGGAAAGGGAACGACAGUGGAAGGACAAGAGAUUACGCGGAAUAGUUUGGUUGUCGAACAGUCAGUCAAAAACAUCACUGUUCACCAUCUCAAGCAGUAAUAUGAUACUGUUGUAUCAUUUACAAGUCAAUUUUAUUUCUGUAAUAAAUCUAAUCGUUUUUGUAAUAAGCUGUUUAAUGACUGAUAUGGCUUGAGUAUGUGGGUUGGCCACUGGCCUCUCUGUAUUAAACUGCCCUUUGUUUGGACAAUGGGGGCGGAGCCUUUUGUGAAAGGGCCCUUGUAUUAUAACACUGGUGUGUUUCCAGUUUAUUACUGAGAGAUGUAACCAGGGUAAUGCACUGCACUGUGCCUGUGACUUUUAUUCAUUUUCUUUUUUUGGUUCACAAUUUUAUCAUUUCCUAAUCUCAUUUCCUUACGCGCUCUGCAUGUCUAUAGAAAUGUUCUGCGCUUCAUAAAAGCGCUAAGACUAAUGUCUCUGGUGCUCAAUGUUUGAUACCUGGUUAUUUAUUAGUAGUAUAGCCCACUUAACAGAAUGGCUGUUACCUUCACAUUGAAAGUACACACUAUUUCCACUUAAAGUAUAUAUUAAGUGCAAAAGUAUAUCUCGUCAGCCAUAGUUAUUUGACUAUAGGCAAUUAUUUUAGUUGUAUUUUGCUUUUAAAGUGUCGUCCUUGUUUAGCACCAGGAUGCUGGUUAACUGAGGCAAAUAAGAUUACAUUUUGUGAUUGGAA
Salmo salar (Atlantic salmon) is the source of this 8322-nucleotide messenger RNA. NCBI's taxonomy places the organism in Eukaryota, Metazoa, Chordata, Actinopteri, Salmoniformes, Salmonidae. The record is from RefSeq and is a predicted model, not a curated record.